This is a messenger RNA of Chara braunii, 1750 nucleotides long. The record is from the annotation of a GenBank genome assembly. NCBI's taxonomy places the organism in Eukaryota, Viridiplantae, Streptophyta, Charophyceae, Charales, Characeae.
CGCAGGCUUGUCAGCGUGCUCUAGCGAUCGGCGGCAGGAUGUCUCGACUCCGCAACCAUCUGUGUCCGCGAAGGAGAAACUCAUUACUUACCAGAGGCGUCCGAGCGGUGGGUCAUCGGAACGUUGCGAAGAAGAAGGUGCUCGACAAACCACCUUCAAGUCUUCCGGGAAGCUCGCGUGCCGGUAGAAGCUCGCGCUCGCGGGACACCUGCCAACGUCGAAUGGACGAGGAGUCAAGCGAGAAGACGGAGGACAAUGAACGGAUUUGCCGAUUGCAAUCCCAGUCACUAGCCACGCGAAGGUUCACCCAGGGCGAAGGCUUUUGCGAUGUGAAUGCAGAGCGGGAGGAUAGUAGAGGUGACGAAGCCCGGGCGAGGGGCGAUGGAGAAGACGAUGAGAAUGAAGGAGAAUGUGGUGGUGGGAAGGACCACAUGGAUUGCGAAAAGGCAGCGGCAAGCGGCGGGUUGCUCGAUGGUAAUGUGGGUGGUUCGGAGAUGGAAGACCAGGAGAUGGAAGAUGAGGAAAUGGAAGACGAGGAAAUGAAAGACGAAGGACAGGAUGUCGAUGUUUCCGCGGAGCUUACUUCGAAGGGGAGGGGAAAAYGCACAGCGGAAUCAUCGCCGAAGCGAGCCGCGCCUAAGAAGCAGGCUCGAAGAAAAGCUGUGCAGGACGCUCGGCUCGCCUUGGAUGCAGCUGCUGGUACGCCUGGUGAAGCCGGUGUGGAAUCCAAAUCCAAAGCUUGGGUUCGCAAAACUUCGCAACCCAGGAAGCCUGUACGGCCGUCGAGGCACCCGAAAUCAAAUGACUCGAGCGACGAUGCUGAAGGGGUGGCCCCUAGUUUGCUCUCUAUCCCUGACGACGACGAACCGGAGACGAAGAAACCCAAAGCGGUGAACAUGACGCAGUGCUUCUUCCUCGAGUACGACGAAAACGACAAAAAGAGAAAGGACCCGCCUAGGGUGGUCAUUGACGUCAUGCAGAUUCUUCCGAUUCCGGUGGGAGAGAUCACCUUCAACCAGCGAGCGUUGAACCCGGCCAUCRUCGCAGGCAUCGAAGCGGCAAUYGAAGCAUCAACUCGCCCACAGUCCGUGGAUGAUCCGGCUCCGUGGGAUCCACCGGAGUUGGUGCUGGCUCCGAUUAAUCCAUCAAAGGACGCGGACGAACAAGGAACCCGCGUCCUUCCAGAGGAUUUCGACCCCGAACGGGCAGAUGAGUUUUUCUAUUACCCGGUUGCCGGUCAACAUUCUUCCGAAGCUAUGAAAAGAGYGGUGGYGAAGAACUCUGCAGCGGUGGAGGUGUUYGDCUUUCRGAAUUAUGAUCGUGUACGGAUYAUUUAUUUUGACGAUGACCAUACGAACGGGUACCAUUAUGUUUCCACAUAUGACAACACGCGAGGUGACCGUGCUAUGUUGCCAUCGUUCCRCCAAGCCUGCAUGGACAUCAGAGGAUUUUGGGACAGCAAGAAACGGAUCGGGCCURUGGGGAACGUGUCCAAAGGGGAUCCCAAAGGCUUGGAGCACCAGAAAACAUGGAGGGAAUUUUUGAGGUCGUGCAUGGGGAAGUCGUGUGAGAAAGCAUUGUGGACCGAGUGUAUCUCUGGGAAGUGGCAGUAGGACUGGACGAACAGAAUGAGGGGGUACAUGAAUGUCGCCACAUGCAAGGACCCGGUAUGGACACUGGUUAAGGAGUUUUUUUAGAAGUAUGAGGCGGGGGAGUUGCUGCUGCACGACAACAAAUGCCCAAAGGACUU